Molecule: messenger RNA, 475 nt
Organism: Hermetia illucens (black soldier fly)
Lineage: Eukaryota; Metazoa; Arthropoda; Insecta; Diptera; Stratiomyidae
Product: PI-actitoxin-Aeq3a-like
Exons: 2
Coding region: 170-415 (81 amino acids)
Molecular function (GO): serine-type endopeptidase inhibitor activity
Source: RefSeq, a predicted model, not a curated record
UUCCGAUUGAGAACGCGAUAAGACGGGGAAAAAACACUUGCACUUAUUUUACGACAUUCAUUGUGUUUAAAUUUGCAACUUUGGAGUUUUCAUCAAUUAAUCUUUGCGCAAAACUUCAUUUAAACGGUCGAAAUCGCAUUGUUAAGAACGACUGAGCUGCCUAGUUAAGAUGUUAGCGAAAUUCCUUAUCCUCUUCGGAAUAUGUGCGGUACUUAUGGUGAAUUUGAAUAUUGUGCAAGCAAGAGACUCCGUUUGCCAGUUGCCAGCUGUAACUGGAAGAUGUCGCGCCUUUUUCAGGAGAUACUACUAUGACACCAAAACGAAGAAGUGCCAAUUGUUCGUCUAUGGGGGAUGCGAUAGUAAUGGGAACAACUUUCUCACGAGAGCCGAUUGUGAGAAACGGUGUAAAACUUAAAUAUUAGAAAAACGGUUUGGCAUGCGGUGAUGAAAAUUAAACGCGUUUAAAUGUUUGGAA